AACCACAUCUUGAAUAUGAGGACAAAAUCUAUUCUUACCCUUUUGGGCGUGGUGGCUAUUAUGCAAGCACCCUGUAUCGCGAAAACCGACCAAUCACAGGCCAAUGUCGCGGAAAACCCACCAAUGGACGACUCGGUUGCUGGAGUGAGACAGAGAGACACCCCGGAGGUUGUAUUACAGUUGAAAUAUAGUGAAGGGGAGCUGAAUAAGAUAUAUUUGACUCAGUUCAGGAAAGAAGCUAAGGGUUGGGAGCCUCCAGUACUUGCCCGGAGGUCUCUGUGCGCGGACCUGUGUUACUCAGGUCUCGGAGGCGAUUCCUGCGGGUCCAACUGUGGGGCCAUGAUGCCGGUGGGCCUCAAAACGGCCCUAAACAGCUCCAACUCAACGGAUGUGGUAUAUGGCGAGCCUAGGGUACAGGUCUGCCCUGUGCUGUGUAAGAAUGGAUUGGGUCAACCUUUGUGCAGCUGUGGGGAAAACGAGCCUGAACCCACGGAUUGGAGUGCCGUAUGCGGAACCUUCUGCACCUCGGACAACUACGUGCUACGCGGAUGCCCAGCCUGCAGCCAACCUGCCAACGAAGCGACCCAACCAGCAAUCCACUCAGUUCUACCCAGCAGCAGGUCUUUAAAUACCGUGGAAGGUUGGAGGUCCUGGUGCAACGUGCAAUGCCGCCAGGGACAAGGUGGCGCCGCGUGCAACUGUGAUACUGCCCCAUUUUAGUAGACCAGAAGACCCAGAAGACCAAAGUAUCCGAUGAGACCAAAAAAUCCAAAAAAAUCCGAAAUAAAAGCACUAGAAAAUUUCUAACGACCAAAGUGAUGCAAACCCAAAAUAAAUCCGAC
Messenger RNA from Maniola jurtina (meadow brown), 842 nucleotides. RefSeq lists its product as uncharacterized. The coding region runs from base 16 to 720 and encodes 234 amino acids. The transcript is spliced from 5 exons. The record is from RefSeq and is a predicted model, not a curated record. Lineage: Eukaryota; Metazoa; Arthropoda; Insecta; Lepidoptera; Nymphalidae.